CACUACUAUAUAACAAAUAAUUUGAGAAAAUGACAUGAAAUGAAAUAAGAGGUAUCAGUGCUAAAGUGUGUGGCCGCUAAAGAGAAGGAGGUAACUAGUGAUGGGGGACUCAAAACAGCAGAUGGAAACGUUUAUAAACAACGUACUAGAGAUCCCUUAUGAUCAUGACAAGCUACAGCCGUUACUGAGUGCACGUGACAUGUUGCAAUAUGCAGAGGAGGAGCUGGUGUGUAUCAUAACACAGAUCUACAUGGAGGAGAAGAAGGUCCUACCACGUGACACCUCCAGCUCUAUAGCUCAGAACAUGGAGCUCAGACGCAAGAUAGUUACUAAAAACAGCAGCAGGAUAGCAGUGGUGUACCUUGUAGAUGUGUGGGAGCGGAUAAGUGGUAACCUGUAUCUUGGAUCUGGAGACCAAUGGAAAGAGUUCUGCAACUCCUUUACUGCAACUGUUAUGAGGAACUUAGGCCUCGUGAUGACCGGAAAGUUGGGAUGUGAUUUAGAAACGGGUCUAAUCCAAUCCUCGCCACUUUCCUGUCUGUUUAUCAGAAACCACCAAAGUUUCCCUCUACCAAUCCCUGAACGGGAGCGUUUUGCAGAGCAGUUAAUUCGCGCUACCCAGAAUACUGGCACCUUUAAUCAUAUAUUUAACACACUGUUGUUCGAUCACAUGGGCAGAGCCAAGAACAACAACAUUCUUGACGCUAAUGUUUGCGAUGUUUACUAUGCACUCGAAUGUUUGACUGCUAUCAAAAUAACCGCAUGUAGACCAAUUGUUUCCCUCAUUUCGGGGUUGGAGGUGUGGUGUCCAGAACUUAUAAAAAACGGCAGACAGUUGGAAAAUUAUUCAUUUCUGGGACCUUUGUUGGGGCUGUCUGGGUAUUUUGAGGAGAAUACAAAGAUAGAGAAGAACAAGGAUUUAGAGGUGGAACAGUUAAAACACGACCUACCUCCCAUCGUCAGGGAAACACGUGACAUUAUGUUUAAGAUUGUUUACAACUUGCUACUUCCUAAAGAUAAUCGUGAUAAGGUCCUCUGCUAUUUUGCCCGUGUAUUGAACAUGAAUGCUAAAAAAAGUGGCAUUCAGGCUAAAGAGGACGUUCUGUCCAGAGAUGGGUUUAUGCUGAAUUUUUUGUCUGUUAUCCUCGACUUGUCUGCUAAGGUGGUGGUGGAAAAGGUGGAUAAAAACUAUUUCCAAAGUCCAAACUGCAGGCUAGAUUUUAGUGAAGUUACCCGCGUUAACGCUACAUCUGAGGAGGCUGACGAGUUUUCAAAAACCCUCAUUGGAGUAAGACAGCCUAAUUUUAGCACUGAAUGCUUCUUAAUGGCAAUAUAUUCGGUACACUUAUCUCUCCUUCCUGCGCUCAGGAAACAAGUUACUCGUGUACAGCGUAUUAAGGAUCUCACUAACAUGAUCAAAGAUACUACCAGAAAUGGUCGUCCUGCAGCCGGCAGUCGGGCUGAACUUCAGCUUAAAAUAGGAGAGGCCAAGUUAGAAAGCUGGAAGAAGGCUGAGAAAAUAGCACAAAUAACGACUUUUGAGACAGAACUGCUGCAAAAGUUCGCUGAGUUUUACGGCAAAGUGUGCCUGUGGGUCCUAUCAGUUAUUGACCCUGAUCGACUGUGGGCCAACUGUGGUACUGAGAAACUCCCCAACAACAAACUUCUUGACACCCUACCUGAGUUCAUUCUGGACGAUAUAGCAGACGUGUUGAUACAGUCGUCUCGCUUCCGUAUCAACCUGCUGGGUAACGUGAACAUAGCACCAGUGUGCCAACUUAUACAGGUGUGUGUGUGUCACCCCCACUUCUUUAGGAACCCUUAUCUAGUGAGUAAACUGAUAGAGGUGAUCUACAUGCACAGUCCUGAUGUACAAGGUACUAGUACCCCCCUCUUCGAGAAGAUAAUAACUCCCUCUAGUUCGGAGCAGUUCCUGUUACCCGCCCUGCUCGACUUUUACACAGAGGUGGAGAGUACAGGCACUUCCAGUGAGUUCUAUGACAAGUUCUCCAUACGAUACCACAUUUCUAUCAUCACUAAAACCUUGUGGUUCGCUUCUAACACCACUCACAGGCUAACUUUAAUGCAAUGUUUAGAGAACACAAAGUACACCAGGUUUAUCAACAUGUUGUUGAAUGAUACUACAUUCCUGCUGGAUGAAAGUAUAGACUCGUUGCGGUCUAUCCGUGAUACACAGAAGCUCAUGUCAGAUACGGGUAAAUGGGAGGGUCUCCCCGAGGAAAGUAAAACACAGAAGCUGAACCAGUUGAAGCAGGAUGAGCGACAAUGUAAGAGUUACCUGACGUUGGCUAACGAAACAGUGCAAAUGUUUCACUAUCUCACGCAGAGUAUCCAGGGACCAUUCCUGCGUGCUGCUCUUAUAGACCGUGUGGCUGCCAUGUUGAACUACAACUUACAGCAGCUGUGUGGACCUAAGUGCGCUGAUCUCAAAGUGCAGGAUCCUCAGAAAUAUGGGUUCCAACCCAAGGAGCUUGUGCAGCAAAUCACAGAUAUCUAUAUUAACUUGGAUAGUCCCGUGUUCUUGAACGCAGUAGCAGGUGACGAGCGUUCCUACAAACCAGACCUAUUCACGCUAGCCAUUACUCGACUUACCAAUGCUGCCAUCAAAUCAUCAUAUGAAAUAGCAGCAUUUUCUGAAUUUGCUGACAAAGUGAAAGAGAAAUGGGAGGAGAAACAAGCCAUGGACCUGGACUUUGAGGACGCGCCAGAUGAGUUCAGAGAUCCGCUGAUGAGCACCAUGAUGAGAGAACCAGUCUUGCUUCCUAGCGGCGUUAUCAUGGACAAGCCUAUAAUAGAGAGACAUCUCCUCAACAGCUCUACAGAUCCCUUUAACAGACAGCAUCUUACUGCUGACAUGCUCAUUCCUGAAACUGAGCUUAAGGGGAGGAUAGAGGCGUGGAUUAAAGAAAAGCUGGGAAAGUAGAUAAUGUGGCCUAAUUAGUUUAUUAACUAGUGACGGUAACUAAUUAGAUGAUUAAUUAAUCAACCUUAAUGUUUGAGAUAGAAGUUGUUGCAAUGGUGAUAAAGUAUUAUAUAUGCAAUAUUUAAGCUGGAAUCUUAAAAUUGGGUCUAGAUAAAUUAGAUUAUGAUUGGGAAUCUGAGCUUUAUAUUUUGGAGCUCUCAUAUUUUGGAUCAUUUAAUAAUGUUAUAUGUCUCCAGUAUUACCUUUGUAAGACACCCAGUUAAUUGGAAUUGCGUUGUUUUGCAAUAAUGAAGAACAGUUAUGUAGCACAUUAGACAGUGCGUCUUAAGAGAAUGGUAUUUUCUAACAUCAAUUUCAUGAUUAGACACCAUUACUUCCUGCUGGAGAGGUUAUUUGUUUAAAGUUUAAACACGUAGAAAUAUUUGAAUAUGUUGCGUGGCUGAUGCAACAUGGUUGAUACAGGUCUCGAAACAAAUGCGUUUCACCUACAAAGCUGAAGUCUGUUGAGCAACAGUUCAAGAAUGCGUCCUUCUCUUUGAGUAAAUGUAUUGAAGUCACUUGAAGUCACUUGAAGUGAAACGGGGUCAAUUGCUGCACUGUCAGCUACAGUUAAAUAGAUGGAAACUCUAAAGAUAUAAAAACUUAUUAUUUAAAUUCACCGUAACUUAAAGCCAGAUUGGCGCUUCUAUGUAAUUGUUAGAAGUAAUAUAUUUCUGUCCAUGUUUGAUUUAUUUAGUUUCCUCGGUCCUCAGUUGAGCUAUUUUACAUUGGAAUAGUUACGAUGACAGUUAACCUCUACAUAAAUUGUUCUAUUUAUUUCGUGUUGUCAAAAUGGGGAAUUUUCUAGUCUUGAUAUUUGCCAAUUGUAAGAUAGCUGUUUUACUUCUUUGUAUUGACAGAGUCUGCUUCGAAAAAUCCAGACUUCUUUAUUCGCAUGCAUGAUUGAAAAAGAUUCAUUGAGCCAAAGUAAAUAAGGAAAUUCCCACGUCUAUUGCUAGUUUUUGGAGUUCAACUAUGAUUAAAGUCCAUAUUAUUCCAUGCACUGUAACUGCGCGCGCUCGUAUAUAACGUACGUCGGUACGUACGUACGUGCAUAACAUGCGUCGCGUCAUGAUUGACUUAAAUACUGCAUUUAUAGUCUGUCAACGGUUGAUACUGCAUAGUCUGUUAACGGGUGAUACUCGUAAAGCAUUUGUUUCAAAUAACCUUAAACAACCUCAGGGCCUCUUCACAAGAAUUUUUUUUAAUUUGGGCGAGCGAUUUAGUGGGAGCGGUUGAAGUUUGGAUACUGAGGCCAAUUCACCACCAAACAUGUAGAAAAUCGCCAGAAAUAUCUCAGUCGCUGAUUUUCACAGUAGUGAAUUCGUUUUCAAUUCGAUAUAACUUCUGUC
Molecule: messenger RNA, 4335 nt
Organism: Bolinopsis microptera
Lineage: Eukaryota; Metazoa; Ctenophora; Tentaculata; Lobata; Bolinopsidae
Product: ubiquitin conjugation factor E4 B-like
Exons: 4
Coding region: 101-2944 (947 amino acids)
Biological process (GO): protein polyubiquitination
Cellular component (GO): cytoplasm; nucleus; ubiquitin ligase complex
Molecular function (GO): ubiquitin-ubiquitin ligase activity
Source: RefSeq, a predicted model, not a curated record